AUCAUUGCUAAUAAAGUAUUAAUAAUUAGAACACAUAACUGAUAAACUAAAAUAAUGAUACAUGUUAUUCAAUGAAUCGCCACGAUUUGCUUUUGUCGCAAAAUAGAAUCCAAAUGGAACUUCGGAAGUGGUUUUAAGAAAAAAGCCUUCAUAAAGUAUGUCGUAUUUGAGAUGAAGACGCCCCCAUAUGUUGGGCAAACUGACUGUUCGACCGAUGCUGAACUUCUCGAAAUACUGUAUGAUUUCGGCGGGUAUAUGGCGGUUGCCUCUGCCCACGGACAACCCCAUUUUUAACAAAAUUUAUAUCUUUUAUUCGGCCGUGGUGAACAUUUAUUUCCCGCUGCUUGUAAGUUCCAUGUGCAUUCAGUUCGUGAUAGUAUUUAUCGAUGAAAAUGCCGACAAAAGUUCGGGGAAAUUGUUCAAGCACUUUUCUUACCUCAUCACGCUGGCGUGCGUGGAAGUUACGACGAUUCUCUGCCAAAGCGCAAGGGUCAAAGAUAUCGUACGUUACAUAAUGGAAGAAGAAGAGCGGAUAAUUCGAUCGGAGGACGAAGAAUUCUUGCAACAUCACUAUGAACAGUUGCACUAUGCCAAAAAAGUGAACAAAUACUUGUUUGCCGUGUCGUUUGGCGUAGCCGUUUCCAUGGCCUUCGACAACCUGCAUCGUAGGUUCCAGGUGGAAAAAUUCAACAGAAAUCACUACGAGCGCAUGGUGAAACCGCUUCCUUACGAACUGUAUUACUUUGAACUGGACCGGGAAAAGUACGACAAAGUUUUACUAGCGAUAAGUUACGUUACCAUCGUCGUCACUGGUUUUCUGGUUGCCUCGACUAAGAUGAUAUUCAUUUCUUGCAUUAUUUUCGUACAGUCAGCCCUCACGGGCCUGCAGAUUAGGUUUAGGAAAGUAGCAUUUUCAGAGGACUAUCUAAAGAGACUUGCCUUCGAACAUCAACGGAUCGUAGCUUUCGCUGACAAGUUAAACGAGGCCAUGAAGUUCUUGAUUUUGUUAGAAUAUCUACUGAAUUCGAUGAAUAUUGCCGCAGUGUCUAUUCAAUUUAUAUCGAUGGAUCUUGAAUUUACCCCGAUUUUUUAUUUCUGCUAUCUAUGUGUUCAGACCUUCACGUUGGGUUGGAUGGCAAACGAAAUAAAAAUUCAGAGUUUAACUCUGGCUGAUGCUUUGUAUGCCACCCAAUGGUACGAUCAGCGCAUAGAAGUGAGGAAGCUUUUGCUUACAAUGAUAACGCGAGCACAGAAACCACUGGUGUUGACAAAUGGUCCUUUCGACGCCAUGACUACAGAAUCGACUUUAAGGAUACUUAAAGCAUCUUAUUCGUAUAUUUCGUUGAUGUUAAAUAACUAUCAAUGAAAACUCAGCUAGUCGAAAGAUAUUUUUUAAUUGCUCCUACCACCUGCGAAAGCACAAGGCCAUAAUUAGUCCGAAAAAAAUAUACCCAUUAACUCGAGUGCUUUUGUUUUAUUGAAAUAGGCACGAGCAAAAAGGUAAGUACAAAUUUAUAUUUAAUACAAAACAAAGGCUAAACCGGACUAUUAGACGUAUAUAAAGAGUAUCUAAAUAGUGUGUCUAGUAUAUCUCGAUAAACGUUCUAGGUAAGGUGCCCUCUAGUGACAGAUUUCUGAAACACUUGCAUUUCGUAACGAUGUUUUACUAAAUCGGAGCUGUGUGUAAAAUACCAGCCUAUUCCGUUGAGAAUCAAGCCAACUGCGUUAAAAAUAAAAUUAAAAAAAACGAAUUUUGACAAGAUUUGUAAUUUUUGUUACAUGAUCUACUACCAUCAUUUUACCACGUAAAAUCUUUUUUCCAAGUUUCCGAACACUCUGUAUAGAUUCGCAAUUCUACCAUGACGUUCCAUAACCGUACUUAGGUACUUCUUGCAUACAAAUGCUGAAAUUAUGCUGAUUUAUUUAAUAAAUUUGAUUGGAUAAACUGUAAUAAAAGCAAUGGUUCUUUCCGCUUUACAGCAUGCUGGUCUUAAAGUCAUUCCGAAGUCAAAACCAUAAAAGGUUGUAAAUACGGUAUAUCGUUUGGAGAACUCUACUUCCAACAGUUAUCCGGCAUCAAAAACCUACCUACAGAAAAAAAACAUUUUUUUCGAAAUUAUAACCAAACAAACUUUGAAAACAUAGAUUAUAAAUCAGUUUACAUAAGAUUUUGUAUGGCAUUCCUAGGAAAAUAUUUUAGAGACAUUAUAUUAAACCGUUAAAUUGGAAACCAGUCUAAGCUUUCUAAUGUGUUUCUAACUUAGGAGAUCAUCUAAUCUAAUGGGCAAAUUCAACUUGAAAUCGAGCUACCUCAAGCAGGGACUCUUUUAGGAAGAUUAAUAAAAAGUCCACUAAUAUGAAUGAAUAUAACAGUUUAAUCAAAGAAAAUUUACCUGCCCUUAAAAUACAACAGUUCCCACGGCACAGUUCUUGUCUGCUAACACCUUAAAUGCGGCCCUGGCUUGUGCUUCAGGUGCUGAAAAUAAUUGUCCCUUUCUUUACAAUAGGCGUGUCUUAAAUUCAUUCAAGUCACCAGCUUGUCUCCUUAUGUCCAGAUACUUUUUUAUUGUGUUUAUUACUUCUCGUUCCUUGUCCAUUCUUUCUAGUACUGGGUUACCUCUUUCAGUGACCAUAACUCGUAGAGGAAGUACGUAAUGUAUCAGAAAUCUGACUACUAAUUAGGCUCCAAUUGUGGUUUUAAAAAAGCUGGGAAAUUUUGAUGAAAGUAUGUCUUGUUUUUCUAUUAUAUACAGUUAAUCUGUUGUCAUUGCUGAUCAAUUAUAGUUCUCAAAAAUGGAGAAACUCAUCUUACUGAUCUCUCCUGGCAGUUUUA
Molecule: messenger RNA, 2833 nt
Organism: Cylas formicarius (sweet potato weevil)
Lineage: Eukaryota; Metazoa; Arthropoda; Insecta; Coleoptera; Brentidae
Product: odorant receptor 22b-like
Exons: 6
Coding region: 188-1366 (392 amino acids)
Biological process (GO): sensory perception of smell; detection of chemical stimulus involved in sensory perception of smell
Cellular component (GO): plasma membrane
Molecular function (GO): odorant binding; olfactory receptor activity
Source: RefSeq, a predicted model, not a curated record